Polypterus senegalus (gray bichir) is the source of this 6453-nucleotide messenger RNA. RefSeq names its product protein mono-ADP-ribosyltransferase PARP14-like. Gene Ontology annotation, biological process: negative regulation of gene expression. NCBI's taxonomy places the organism in Eukaryota, Metazoa, Chordata, Cladistia, Polypteriformes, Polypteridae. The transcript is spliced from 17 exons. Gene Ontology annotation, molecular function: transcription corepressor activity; RNA binding; NAD+ poly-ADP-ribosyltransferase activity. The record is from RefSeq and is a predicted model, not a curated record. Gene Ontology annotation, cellular component: nucleus; cytoplasm. The coding region runs from base 82 to 5490 and encodes 1802 amino acids.
AAACUGAAAGCAAAGCUCCUAAAACUACUAGGAGCGAACGCAAAGACCAACAGAGUCGAAAGGCAGUGCUACUCUGAUGCGAUGGCAGACGACUACCCCUUUGAGCUUUUUGUCGAAGGCAAUUUCGGUGGUGAAAAUUCAAGCCACAUAAGCAAUAAGCUUCAGAUUUACUUUCAAAGUAAGAAACGAGCCAACGGAGGCGACUGCUUUAUAGAAUAUAAAGUCGGAGAGAACUACGCAGUGGUGCGUUUUAAAAGUGAACAAAUAAGGCAACAGGUUCUCCAAAAAGAAAAUCAUGUACUGAUAAAAGGUGAUGAAAGUCUAACACUGACUGUCCGACUGCCAGAAGACCCAGAAAGUACCUCUUCAGAUUCUGAAAUAAAAGCCAGACUGCCUAAAAAAGAUGCAAAAUGUGUGGAUGAAGAGAGUAAUGCGCAAGAAGCUAGUCCUUUUCUGAAGAAGUUUAAAAAAGAUGAAAAUGAAGAAAUCCCACCAAGCACUUUGAUUUUCGUGGAAAAUAUUCCAACAAACAAAUCAACACAGCUUCUGGAAAUGCUGGUGGAAAAUAUUUCUGGUUUAUCAUUAGAAAAAGGAGACUUCAGUAUUGAAUUUGUUGACCUAGGGAAUGCUGUAGUAUCUUUCAACAACAGAAGAGAUGCAGAGGAUUUUCUUGCCAGAUGCUUUAACAACCGCACAUUCAAGCAAAACAAAAUGUGUGCAAGAUGUCUAGAUGUUACGAAGAGUAUAAUAAUUGAGAAUUUGCCAUCCACUGCCAAUGAUGACUGUCUUAAUCUAUACUUUGAACGAUAUGGAACCAUCCAGGACCUGUCACUCACAGAAGGGCAAGCCAUUAUCACUUUUGUCAACCAUAAUGUGUUUCAGACUGUUUUGAAGAAGACACACACAAUCUUUGAAACUGAAUUUAAAGUGUAUCCCUUUUACUACUCUAUAUCUGCAGCUUUGUAUGGAAAAGAUGGGCCACAAUUGAAGAUGCCUGAACCAAUUUUGAUAAAUAUUAAUUAUUAUAUUUGGCAGCUUUUAAAAGUAAAGAGACAAUACAUUGAAGACAUAAGUUUCAAAAUGAAUCAACAUUUUUGUCACUUGACUUGGCCAGAGCUAAGUGAAACAUAUCCUGCCGUGACAAUUACACCUACUGAAGAUUUAAUGAAACAAAAACCACUAAAGAAAUACAUUAAUGAAUGGAAAAACGAGGCCCCACUUGCUUUUUCAAAUGUUCUUUCUAUGUAUAAACAUUUUGAAUUUAAAUAUGAUUCAUCUGUGUUAAUAGAAGCCAAACAGGAAAUUGAAAAUGUUGUGAGAGAUAGGGUGUACUUGUUACCAUUUGCAAAUGUGGGCCGUGUUGUUAUAGUAGGGCCACAAAAAGACGUGGAUUUUAUGCAACAGCGGGUAAAAGAUGUUUAUGAAAGGACUGCAAAAAAAAUUGAAAGGGACCAGAAAACAAUCUUAGAACAAAUCACUGUGUCCUCACCAAUAUACUCUGUGCUGAAACGUGAUGGAUUUGAGCAUAAUGCUAUCACGGAGUACCCAGUGCUAAAACUCACUUAUAAUUCUGACCAGGGAAGGCUUGAACUGAUAGGUUUGGCAGAAGAGGUGUACCCUGUCAAAAGUCAGUUUUUACAAGGAUUAAUAGAUUUGAAACGCAAGCAAAUUAAACUUGAUGUACACCUGAUUCAUUUUCUUGCCAGUGUGGAUAAUGAAGAUGUAUCAAGCAGAAUAUUUGCCUCUAAACAGAUCAAUGCUAUAUAUGAAAUUGAAAAGAAUGUAAAAAAUGAGUUAACGCUCAUUGUUAGUAAAAACACAACUCUGGAUGAAGCAGAGAAACAAAUGACUAAAAUCCUGGGUGUUUGUUAUAUUGAGUUAAGAGAUCACAAAGUUACAGAAAAGCAAGAGUGGCUACAGUUGUUAAAGCAUUUAGAGAAGACUGUAAAUUCCACACAGAAAAGGAUAAUCAUAUUUCAGCAGAAAGCUCAAAUUGUUGUGUCUGGUUUUCAAGAAACAGUAAGUAGUGUAUGUGAGCAGCUUUCUGACUUCAUCAACAUAAAUACUAUUAUCUGUGAGAAAAUAUGCAUUAAUUCAGCUGCUACAGUGAAGUUUCUGAAAGAAAGGAAAAAUGGUUUCUUAAAAAAGAUGGGCAACAAUGAUGUGAAAAUUGAUUUUUCAAGUUUGAAGAGCCAGCCUGGAGUUACUUUAAAAGGUCCACGGCUACAGGUUUUAGAAAUUAAACAGUUAAUUGAAAAGGAAGUCCAGACUCUUUAUGCUGAUAUUUACAGGAUUAACAAACCAGGAGCAAAAAAACUGUUUAAAAUGCAAGAGGAUAUCUAUUGUUCUAUUGCUAAAGAAAAAUUUAGUUGUAUAGUGAUUCUUCAGGAUGAUGAAUUUAAAGCAGAAGUGUGGAACAGGACUGAUCAGAUUUUCUGCCAGGUGCUGCUUCCGGGUGGGCAAGAAGUGGCAGUUUGUAAGGCUGAUAUGUGCUCAUUCCCAACUGAUGUGGUUGUCAACACAUCUAAUGAAGAUCUGAAACACAUUGGUGGCCUUGCAGCAGCACUGCUACAAGCUGCAGGUCCUGACCUUCAAGAUCAGUGUGAUAAAUAUACACAAAAGAAUGGGAAGGUGAAAGUAGGUGAUGUAGUAAAGACGGCUGCAGGUAAUCUCCCUUGUAAAUAUGUGCUUCAUGCCGUAGGCCCAAGAUGGCACAGUAAAUCUGAAUCUGAACCUGUUUUGAAGAAUGUGGUAAUGAAGACUUUGAAGUCUGCAGAGGACCUCGGCUGCAAAUCUAUUGCUAUUCCAGCAAUCAGUUCAGGAAUAUUUGGUUACCCAUUGGACUUGUGUGCAGAGACAAUUGUAAAUUCUAUUCGAGAAUACUACAAAAAUUCCCAUGAAGGAAGUAGCUUAAGGAAGGUUAAUCUGGUUGACAAUGAUGACAAAACAGUCCAAGCUAUAUCUGAAGCAGUCCAGCGAAUAUUUGCCAAUGAGAAAGUGACUUUAAAAGCCCCACAGGUGAAAGCUGCUUGUAAAAGUAUGAUGGUGAUGAAAAAGGGAAUGGAUUCAUUUCAGACACAAGAAGGUGUGACCAUUCGCUUGGAGAAAGGAAACAUUCAGGAUGCAUCUACUGAUGUCAUAGUUAACACCAUCCCUAGCGACCUAAACCUUAACAGUGGUGCAGUUUCAAAGGCAAUUUUAGCGGUAGCUGGUUCAGAGCUCCAAACUCUGAUUAAUGGAGAGGCGCAAAAUUCAACAGUAGCUGCUGGGAGUGUGUUAAGAACCCAGGGAUGUAAUCUGAAAUGUAGCUUUGUUUUGCAUGCAGUUGCUCCUCAUUGGUCUUCAGGAAACGAAUUAGCUACACAGCUUUUAAAACAAGUUAUUCGGACUUGCCUCAGUGAAACUGAAAAGUUGCAGAAGACAUCUAUAGCCUUCCCAGCCAUCGGAACAGGCAAUCUAGGCUUUCCUAAAGCAUUAGUGGCCUCCUUAAUGUUUGACGAGGUGGUGUCAUUUAGCAGUAAAAAACCAGAGAAUCUGAAAGAAAUUGUUUUUCUGUUGCACCCUAGUGAUGCACAGACAGUACAGGCAUUUUUUGAACAAUUUAAAGUUAAAUGUUCAGGGAAUUCGUUGGAAGAAAAUCCAGUUGUGACAACCUCUUCUACUAUGUCUCCAGAAAAAGGAACAGGUUCUGGUAAAAUUUCCUCACCAAGCAAAAAUGUUUAUGAAAUGUCUAUUGGUGGUGUUAGACUAUGUAUUGGCCCAGGAGAUAUUGUAAAGGAGAAAACAGAUGUGAUUGUAAAUUCCACAAAUGAGAACUUCACUCUAAAAAUAGGUGUGUCCAAGGCAAUUUUAGAUGCAGCUGGCCAAGAAGUUGAAACAGAGUGUGCUCAGUUAGCUGCACAGCCUCAUAAUGGGUUAAUAAUGACUAAAGCUGGAAAUUUGGCAAAUAAAAGCAUUAUUCAUAUUGUUGGAACAACUAAUCCUCAGGAAAUUAAGAAGAUUGUAAGAAUAAUUCUUGAUCGAUGUGAACAGUCAAAAUUCUCAUCAGUUGCAUUUCCAGCCCUUGGGACAGGGCAAGGAAAGGUAGAUCCUUCAGCUGUUGCAGAUGCCAUGAUUGAUGCCGUUGUUGAGUUUGCAAAUCAGAAAAAAAAGGGUAUGACUGUAAAUGAAGUGAAAAUAGUUAUUUUUCAAUCACAGAUGGUGACUGAAUUCCACAAAAGUAUGCAAAGAAGUGGAGAUACAACAACAGCAAAAGAAGAAUCUCUUUCAUCCCGAAUACAGAAAAUUGCUUUUAAUUCACCAUGCAAGAAAGAAAAGCCUAAAGAAGAAAUAAGUUUUAAUGAAGCAGAACCUGAACCAGCAGUUUUUCAGUUAUGUGGAGAAUCCAAACAAUGUGUCGAGAAUACCAAGUCAUGGAUAGAAAAUCAAGUAGAUCAGGAGCUACAUGAGAAAAUCAUUGAAGAUGAUAUCAUCUCCAAAUUUGGUGAAAGUGAAUUUGAACAAUUAAGAAGACUUCAGAAAGAACUUGAGAUUAGUGUGAAAGUUAAGUGUGAUAGCACAAAGGCUACCAUUACUGUGGCUGGACAUAUAAAAGAUGUGCUAACAGCACUUACAUCAAUUCAGGACGUGAUGAAAGAAAUCAGAAGUACGGAACAGCUGAAAUGGGAGGCUGAAUUAACCAGCAAUUUGGUAGAGUGGCAGUAUGAGGAUAAAGGCCAAUUUAUACCAUUUGACAGCAUGACUAACCGCAGUCUAGAGCAAGCGUCUGUAGAUAAAAACACCAAAAUAAAAGUGAACUUGUUACAACAAGAGUUUUCUGUAUCUGUGCAAAAUUGUCUUGCAAUAAACAGCAAAGGUGUUCAAGUCAAAAUCAAAAGAGUUGAUCGAAUCAGAGGCACAAUACUUCCAGACAACUGGGACGAUAUGACUGGAGUAAAAGGAGUCCUGUGUGUAAAACUGGAGUCAAAAUUGAAAGAAUAUCGGAAUGUAGAAGCUUUAUUUAAAAAGACCUGCAACAAUAAAAUUCUAAAGAUUGAAAGAAUCCAGAAUUCAUGCCUAUGGAAUAAUUAUCAGAUUAGAAAGAAGGCCUUUGAUGAAAAAAAUGUUGGAGUUGCAAAUGAGAAGUUGUUGUUUCAUGGAACAUCUGCCUGUACCAUACAGACAAUUAACAAUCAUGGAUUUAACCGAAGCUUUGCUGGAAAAAAUGCUGCAGCUUUUGGAAAUGGGACAUAUUUUGCAGUUGAUGCAUCAUACUCUGCAAGCCAUACAUACUCAGUACCUGAUGCCAGUGGAAACAAGCAUAUGUACCUUUGUCGGGUGCUCACUGGUGUGUUCACUAAAGGACAUGGUGGGUUAGUUGUCCCACCAGCCAAGAGCAAUGAUCCAAGCGACUUGUAUGACAGUGUGACAGACAAUGUUGCACUCCCAGGAAUGUUUGUCAUAUUCCAUGAUGUACAAGCCUAUCCAGAGUAUUUAAUUACUUUUAAGUGAUUUUUAUUUUUUGGCUGUUCGAGAACUCAGACAUGUUAACUAAUAUUUAUAUACAUAUCUAGCAGAAAUUAAACAAAUUUGAUAAAAAUGGGUUAGCUUAUGGUUUACAAUCAGCACUUUCUAUAUUGACUUUGAUACAAAUAGGUAAAAUAUUUGGUUUAUACAUGGGUGCCUUUUAAAGAAAAUAUUGUUGCAUGUUUCUUUAAACAAUAAAUGGUACACUUGCACAUUUAUAGUAUCAGUGCUCCUCACUAUGAUUAGAAGCGUACAUUAUAUUUAACUGUAAAUUUAAAGGAACAUGCAAUGUAUAUGUUAGAUUUUGGCCAAAUAUGAAUCAUCAUGUUUACAUGCUACAGGCUGUACUGAAAAUAAAUGAGUAUCUUUACAUGAGCAUUUGAACACGAUAUAAUCACAAGGAACUUAGUGACUACUUAGAUUUCCUCUGGUAGAACAUUUUUAUGGCUUGAAAAUGGCAUUACCAAACAGAGCAUUUUGUUUUUCUUUUGCAUUCUGUAAAUAAUGCCCAUGUUUACAUUUGAAAAUGAAAAUGUUCAAGUUUGAAAUUUUCUGUUUUAUAUUUGGUUUCAAGGUUACAUUUAUACUUUGUAGUUUUUCCAGUCUACAAGCAACAAAAUUGAAGAAUGUGUGAAGAAAUUGAAGAACUGCAUAAUUCGAGGGGGAACAGUUGCAGUUGAAAAGAAAAUGUUUGCACCUUAUCCUGUUUUUCUGCAAUACUGUCUUUAAAAAGUUUUCAACUGUGUUUUUUUGGUAAAUCUUUAAAAAGGUGUAUAAAGGCUAUUUAUACUAAAAAGGUUGUCGUUAUCUGAACAGCUUGUAUACUGCAGUUGUCUUAAGUCACACUUGGGAACAGCAUGGUACUAAUGUGGAAUAUGCAAAAAUGAUUAAUAUUGUCAUCUCUUUAAAAUAGUUACAUUCCUAAUAAAUUGUUUUCUGGCACUUUAA